AUGGCCGAAUCUACCAGCUCGUCCACAGCUGUCCCUGUCAAAGGGAAAGGCCCACGGAAUCGUUCUACUAGGCCCAACUACAGGCAUAUUCAUCGCUUCCCUCUCCCUGUCACUAUCCACCCUGUUCCUCCUGUAAUUCCUCAUAAUCCUCUUUCUCUCAUUAGUGUUGCCCUCUCGUAUCUAUCUUUUUUGAUCUCCCCUCCUCGCCAAGAAGUUUACAGUGCAUACUUUGACCUGGCUACCUCUUCCGUACAUGUUACAGAUGAGAAAGCAAUCAAGGCUUUGUGGCAGAUGGGAUUCUUCGGCAAGGGUAAUCUGAGUCGAAGUGAGCCCAGCUGGCUGGAGCGUGAGAAGAAAAGGAGAGGUCUCCUGGGUGGGAGCACUAGUGAGGAGGCUACAAGGAAGCGCAGAACAGAGCGUCGGGAAUUGAAGCUCGAGCGCGCAAGGGUGGAAAGGCUGAUGGUCGAAGAGAGACUUAAAGCUGAAGCCGCAGCUAGAGAGUCCGGCGCUUCGUCUUCAGUGUCCGCUGAUGCCUUGCCUGCUGCACCUAUCUCGGUAGAAAAGUUCUCAGUCAAGAAGGCCAUGGAGGCCAAAUACCAAAGAAAUCGGCAAGCGGCGAUGCAGAACGGCAAUGCAAACCCGCCUACUACUGAUGAGACCAACGCAUCCAAUGAAAAAUCCGUGCGGUUUUCGCCUGCCGUCCAGGAGAAAGAAUCGACCAGACCUGUUGACGAUGAUGCCGAUCUCGACAUGGACUUUGAUAAUGAAGAGCAUCUCCAGAUCUCAAAUGAAGAGACAUUCUUCUUGGUCUAUGGCCUCGGCACUUUGCGAGUCGUUGAUCGCGAGACCAAUGCCGUUAUUCCGACUUCCACCCUCUUCUCCCUCCUAUGCAACCACUCCCACUACCCGCCGCGCCUUCCCUCCUCCGAUAUGCAACCCGACGACCCCUUCCUGAUUUCAUAUUCGGUAUAUCACCACUUCCGAUCCCUCGGGUGGGUGGUCCGAUCUGGCGUGAAGUUCGGAACAGACUACCUCCUUUACAACCGAGGCCCGGUGUUCUCUCACGCCGAGUUCGGCGUUAUAAUUGUUCCCUCGUAUGAGGAUCCCUACUGGUCAGAGACUCAAGAGCGCAGAGACCAUGUGGCUCAAAAACAGGAUCGAAGUUGGUGGUGGCUGCAUUGUGUGAACCGCGUCCAGGCUCAAGUGAAGAAGAGCUUAGUAAUUGUCUAUGUUCAAGUGCCACCACCCCCAUCAUCCUUUGACGAUAUCGGGACUGUUCUUGGUCGCUACCGAGUCCGCGAAUUUCUCCUACGACGAUGGAUUCCUAAUCGGAGCCGUGAUUAG
This is a messenger RNA of Penicillium verhagenii, 1344 nucleotides long. RefSeq names its product tRNA splicing endonuclease subunit SEN2 (gene sen2). Gene Ontology annotation, cellular component: tRNA-intron endonuclease complex. Gene Ontology annotation, molecular function: nucleic acid binding; tRNA-intron lyase activity. Bases 1 to 1344 code for a protein of 447 amino acids. Lineage: Eukaryota; Fungi; Ascomycota; Eurotiomycetes; Eurotiales; Aspergillaceae. Gene Ontology annotation, biological process: tRNA-type intron splice site recognition and cleavage; tRNA splicing, via endonucleolytic cleavage and ligation. The transcript has a single exon. The record is from RefSeq and is a predicted model, not a curated record.